Zeugodacus cucurbitae (melon fly) is the source of this 2582-nucleotide messenger RNA. RefSeq names its product kinesin-like protein KIF3A (gene Klp64D). Lineage: Eukaryota; Metazoa; Arthropoda; Insecta; Diptera; Tephritidae. The transcript has 2 exons. Gene Ontology annotation, molecular function: microtubule binding; microtubule motor activity; ATP binding. Gene Ontology annotation, biological process: microtubule-based movement. Bases 211 to 2220 code for a protein of 669 amino acids. The record is from RefSeq and is a predicted model, not a curated record.
CGUUGGAGAUCGACUGAAAUGCAACCAUGCACUUUUGGGAACGAAUACAACGAGAAAGCGAAACAAAGUGCAAAACAUUAGUCAGCUGCUAAAAAAAAUCAAUAAACAGUCCAUGGCAACGAAAAAUAAAAAGUCGAAACAUUGCAAUUUUCUCAAGUGCAAAAAUAUACUUUAAUAAUUUUUUACUGUCAAUCUUAAAAUUAUAACAAAAUGCCGCAGGAACCACAAUUAACCUCUCCCGAAUUGGAGGGUGAUGAAAUUGAAAAUGUGCGAGUUGUCGUACGAGUACGCCCAAUGGAGAAAUCGGAAUUGAAUUCAGGUGCAGCUAAUGUUAUACAAGUGGAUAAAAUCAAUCGGGCCAUCACAGCGGUAAAGCCCAACGCCCCCAAUGAGCCACCCAAGACGUACUACUUUGAUAAUGUUUUCAGUAGUGACUCAAAUCAACUCGACUUGUAUGUGGACACGGCACGCCCUAUAGUUGAGAAGGUGCUUGAGGGCUAUAAUGGCACCAUAUUUGCUUAUGGACAAACGGGUACGGGUAAAACCUACACCAUGUCCGGUAAUCCUGAUUCACCGCAAACUAAGGGCAUCAUACCGAAUGCAUUUGCACACAUUUUCGGUCACAUAGCUAAAGCUAGAGAAAAUCAGAAAUUUUUGGUACGUGUUAGCUAUAUGGAGAUUUACAAUGAAGAAGUACGCGAUCUGUUGGGAAAAGAUGUUAGCAAGAGUCUUGAGGUGAAAGAACGACCAGAUAUUGGUGUAUUUGUUAAGGAUCUAAGCGGUUAUGUAGUGCAUAAUGCCGACGACUUGGAGAAUAUAAUGCGCCUGGGUAAUAAAAAUCGUGUAGUGGGUGCCACCAAAAUGAAUCAAGAGUCAUCGCGUUCACAUGCCAUCUUCUCGAUAACGGUUGAAAGCAGUGAAUUGAGUCAGGGCGAUAUGACGAAUGUUAAAAUGGGCAAGUUGCAGCUUGUUGAUUUGGCUGGUUCGGAGCGGCAAAGCAGAACACAGGCGAGUGGACAACGCUUAAAAGAAGCAACAAAAAUUAAUUUAUCAUUAUCUGUUUUGGGUAAUGUUAUAAGUGCACUGGUUGAUGGAAAAAGUACACAUAUACCCUAUCGUAAUUCGAAACUAACACGUUUGCUGCAAGACUCGUUAGGUGGCAACUCGAAGACAGUUAUGUGUGCUACCAUUAGUCCGUCAGAUAUUAAUUAUAUGGAAACCAUAUCCACAUUAAGGUAUGCUAGUCGUGCCAAGAAUAUACAGAAUCGUAUGCGCGUUAAUGAGGAACCCAAAGAUGCCUUACUACGUCAUUUCCAAGAGGAGAUUGCACGUUUGCGUAAACAGCUGGAGGAAAACAGUCAUGAAGACCAAAUUUCGGAGGAAGAUGAAGAAGACGUAGAUGACGAUGAAGCUGAUAUUGAAAUCGAAAUCGAGGAGGCACCUGCUGUUAAUGGCAAGAAAUCCAAGAAACGCGAAAAAAGUGAUGCUGAAAAGGAGGAAAAAGAAAGACGCGCACGCGAACAUCAGCAAGAAAUUGAGCAUGCUAAAUCUGAACAGGAACAAUUGCGUAGCAAGUUAAUGUCGCUGGAGGGCAAGAUUUUGGUUGGUGGAGAAAAUUUGUUAGAAAAAGCGCAAACACAGGAGAUGCUACUUGAACAAUCACUUGCUGAAUUGGAAGAGCGCGAACAGGCAGAGAAGGCAUUGCAGCAGACAUUACAACAAAAAGAAACUGAACGCAUAGAUAUUGAAGAACGUUACUCCUCGCUACAGGAAGCAAGUACUGGCAGCACGAAGAAAAUUCAUAGAGUCAUGCAAAUGUUAAUGAGCGUCAAAUCCGAAUUGGCUGAUCAACAGCAAGAGCAUCAACGUGAAAAGGAAGGUAUUUACGAGAAUAUAAGAAGCUUGUCACGCGAGUUGGCACUGUGCGAAUUAGUACUCAAUUCUUACAUACCCAAGGAAUAUCAGUCAAUGAUCAAUCAAUAUACACACUGGAAUGAAGACAUUGGCGAAUGGCAACUCAAAUGUGUGGCUUACACCGGUAACAAUAUGCGUAAACACAUCGCGGAGCCGCAAGAAUCAACAAACAAGCAGGAGUUCAUGGAUCUAUCGCAUGUUUACUUGAGUUACAAUACCGAUAGUGUAACAAAUCCUGUGCGUGCAAAAUCGGCGCGUCCACGUACUUCGGGUGUACCGCGUCCAACCACAGCACGGCGUUACUGAAUAACAACAGUAUUUAAUGAUAUAAAUUCCACACACUUUUGUAUAUUUUAUUUGUUGUUACAUUUAAGUUGUGUUGUUUGUUUUUUAUAUUUUAGUUUUAGAUUUUGUUGGUUUUGCAUUUUUACGACUCGAAUUAAUGUUUAAACUAAGCACAUAAAAAUGCAUUUAUUUAUAUUAUUUUACAGUCUUGCGUUCCACUAUAUGCAUUAUUGAUACAGAUUGAAUUUUUUUGCUGAUUAAAACAUUUAAUUCAUUGUAUAGAUUAGAAUCUAUACAAUGAUUUAAUUUACAAUAAAAGUCCAAUAAACACUAAACACAGAAAAUGUAUAUCCGUUAUAAAUUUGUUGUUGGGAAACUGAAAA